Messenger RNA from Andrographis paniculata, 1857 nucleotides. RefSeq names its product hydroxyproline O-arabinosyltransferase NOD3-like. The record is from RefSeq and is a predicted model, not a curated record. Gene Ontology annotation, molecular function: glycosyltransferase activity. The coding region runs from base 423 to 1499 and encodes 358 amino acids. NCBI's taxonomy places the organism in Eukaryota, Viridiplantae, Streptophyta, Magnoliopsida, Lamiales, Acanthaceae. The transcript is spliced from 9 exons.
UCUUCUGCAAAAGUCAUACUCCUCUUGAUUCACACCGUCUUCGUUUUUUUGUGGUUUCAGGCAAUGUCCUUGUGCUGCGUGGAAUUGCCAAAAACAGAACUCUAAACACAAUUUCUAGUCCUGUAGACGGAUGGGAUGGUAGCCUCUUUCAAAGGUUAAUUGGGAGGCGAUUCUGUGUGGAUUUACCGGCGAGGGAUUGGAGCUGGACUCCCCUCGCUUUGGAUUGGUGCGAAUUCCCCCAUGAUUUAUGCUAAUGGUGAGCAAUAACUUGGGGGAUUUUUUUUUUUGGUACUGUUGAAGCUUGGAGAGGGUUUUAGAAUUUUGGUUGUGAUUGGGAGUGUUUUUUAGAUUGAUCAAUUGGAUUGUGUUUGAUUUUGAAAAAAUAUAGUGUAAUUCAGUUUAAGUUUUCUGGUGAACUGGAAAUGGUUGCUAGGAGAAGUGGGGGAGGUGCAUCACCCUUCUUGUUGGUAUUAUUGGCUUUUAUUUUCUUCCUCGGGACGUAUAAUUUGCUGACUUUGGUGAUGAACAAGGCUAGUAGUGGUGGUAUAGGGGAUUUGAGUGAACCGAUUAUUAGUAGGCAUGAGGUCGGCCGAGGGGGUGGUCCGAAAUAUCAUGUUGUGUUGACAGCCACGGAUGGACCUUAUAGCCAAUGGCAAUGUCGGGUUAUGUACUAUUGGUACAAGAAAAUGAGAGACGUGCCGGGGUCAGAUAUGGGAGGGUUUACACGGGUUUUGCAUUCAGGAAAUGCUGAUAGUUUGAUGGAGGAGAUCCCUACUAUGGUUGUGGAUCCUCUUCCGGAAGGGCUCGAUCGGGGCUAUGUUGUUUUAAAUAGGCCUUGGGCGUUUGUGCAGUGGCUGGAGAAAGCUACAAUUGAGGAAGAAUACAUACUUAUGGCUGAGCCUGAUCACAUCUUUGUUAAUCCAUUGCCGAAUUUGGCUCAAGGAGAUCAUCCGGCUGCAGUCCCCUUUUUUUACAUCAAGCCAUCUGAUAAUGAGAAAAUCGUGAGGAAAUACUAUCCUGAAGAGAAAGGUCCUGUGACCGAUAUCGAUCCAAUUGGAAAUUCCCCUGUAAUUAUCAAGAAGUCAAUUAUGGAGAAGAUUGCACCUACAUGGAUGAAUGUGUCCUUAAGGAUGAAAGAUGAUCCUGAGACUGAUAAGGCGUUUGGCUGGGUUCUAGAAAUGUAUGGCUAUGCAAUUGCAUCUGCAUUGCAUGGAGUACGGCACAUUCUCCGCAAGGAUUUCAUGCUACAGCCUCCAUGGGAUACAGAAGUAGGCAAGAAGUUCAUCCUUCAUUAUACAUACGGAUGCGAUUACACCAUGAAGGGAAAGUUAACUUACGGUCAAGUCGGAGAAUGGAGAUUCGACAAGAGAUCCUACCUUGGUGGUCCUCCCCCAAGAGAUAUACCAUUACCUCCCCCGGGUGUUCCUGAAAGUGUGGUGAGGCUUGUCAAAGCUGUGAAUGAGGCAAGCGAAAACAUCCCCGGCUGGGACACAUUGUAGAUACGGAUAUCAUAUGCAUGCAUACACUCACCCGUACCUUUUGAUCAUUUGCGAACCAAGCUUUGAUGUGUGUGUGCGACUUAAUUUGUCGAGAAACUCCUUUUUUAUCCCCAGCCAGGCUUAAUUAUAUACAAAAAUACAAUUUAGAAAAAAAUAGUAAUAAUAAAAAUCCCUUGUUGUUGUAUUAAGCUCCCUUUGAGAACUCUACAUAUGGAAAACAACAAUUUUUAGUGCAAAUAUGUUCCUGUAUGAAUUCGACUCUUAUUUGUGUGCGUAUUUAUUUAUGUUAUGUGGAGAACAAAUUGAAUUUUUAGUCCUGCAUUAAUAGAACACACUCUUCUUGUUGGUGUUUUGGGCA